Molecule: messenger RNA, 1396 nt
Organism: Sphaerodactylus townsendi
Lineage: Eukaryota; Metazoa; Chordata; Lepidosauria; Squamata; Sphaerodactylidae
Product: 28S ribosomal protein S34, mitochondrial-like
Exons: 4
Coding region: 341-991 (216 amino acids)
Biological process (GO): mitochondrial translation
Cellular component (GO): mitochondrial small ribosomal subunit; mitochondrion
Molecular function (GO): structural constituent of ribosome
Source: RefSeq, a predicted model, not a curated record
UUAAAGAGGGGAUGGGGGCAGAGCGGUUGCUUGGUCUAAGAUCCGGCAUACCAUUGUGUGCAAGGAUAAAUUUUGGCAAGGAUUGCUGACUGCUAGGAUCAGGGUCUCAAAAGCUGCUCCUAUUAAAUGCAGAUUUAGACCUGACUUGGAUGGCCCGAGGUAGCCGGGACUCGCUGGAUUGGGAAGCUAAGCAGACUCCCAUUUGGUGCUGAAUGAGAGACCACCAAGGAAUACUAUGCAGAAGAAGGGAAUAGCAGACCACCUCUUUUAGUCUCUUGCCUUGAGACCCCUUGAGGGGUUCACCAGCAGUCAGCUGUGACUUGGCUGGCCCCAGACAGCCAUGGCUCGCAAGAAACUUUACCGCCCCAUCGCAGCCAUGGCCAAGAAGAUCCGAGAGUACAGGGCUUUGAAAAACCAACCCCGAGACUCACAGCGCUUUGCCCUGGACUACGAGACCAUGACCCGUCCCUUUACAGGCAAGCGUCUGCCUGCACUGGCUUGGGAGGAUGUGAGGAACGAAAAUCGGCUCUUCACCCUGCUGUGCCGGCUGCAUCAUUUUGGCAUCAGGCGCAUGGUGACGCGCAAAUCUUGGGUGUGGGAAUUUGAUGAGCCGUGCUACUGGGUCAUCACCAGCAUAAAAGUGGAUUAUACCGCUGAGAAUAUGGAUCACGGAAAAGCAUGGGGCUAUCUAACAUUCAGAGGCCAGACGGACAACACACUGCAAGAAAUUCCGAAGGUCAUGUAUCAUGAUUGGCGCAUGGUUCCUAAGCAUGAGGAGGAGACUUUUAAGAAAUGCACGCCUUUGCAAGAAGAAAGUGUACGUUAUGUUCCCUACCCUCCGUUGCUGCGGGCCAUGAUUCUUGCUCAGAGACAGAAGGAAGGGGAUCUAGACGCACUGGAGCCUAUUCUCGACCUGGAGGGUUUUGAUGCCCUCAAGGAGAAGCGUUUGAAAUUUUCCCGAAAGAAGCAAGAGGAGGGGACGCCAGUCUGAGGAUCUCGGGGAUCUUUUCUCCAAUCUUUCUAUUUCAGUUUGUUUUCUAGAAAAUUACCCAUAAUGGAAAGGACAUCUUGCCAAAUUUCAGUUUUGCUUAGUGUGUAGAAUGCUGUCAUGAAUCCAUGUGGAUCGGUGUGAAUCCAUCUGGAUAUGCUGGACUGCCCGUACAGGCCAAAUGCAUUUGAGACCCAAAUCCUAAAUGUGUUCAUUGUUUGGAAAAGACCCACUGAUUUGAGUGAAACUGGUUUCCUGACCAGCUGUGUUCAGCAGUGCAUUGAUAAGAACUUUAUCUCACAGUAGCUAAAACAGUUUUGGCAACUGCUAAGAAAUUCCAUCUGUUUUUAAUUGGUUUAGGAGGGUUAAUUAUAACCUUAAAAUAUAAUAAAAUACUUCCAUAACUUA